UAGAGAAACAGGGAGAGACUUGAGCGAAAAUAAGGAUGGGUUCAUGCAUGAAGGCUUUUGCAUUAUUUGUUUUCUUGUCAUUGGCUGGUUUAUCUCUGAGCGAGAGAGUUCAGGUAAAAGUAAGGAGUGUUACAUCUAUUGCAGAAACUGAUAAUAAUUAUAUUUGUGCGACGAUGGAUUAUGGGCCUUCUACCAUGUGCAACUAUGGGCAGUGUCCAUGGCGUAAAGUUGGCAUCCUUGAGUUGGAUUUGAAGAACAAGAUUCUUGCUAAUGCCAUCAAGGCGUUUAACCCCUUGAGGCUAAGAGUUGGAGGGUCAUUGGAAGAUCAGACGGUUUACAAAGUUGGAUUGGUCACCAAAUGUCCUCACUUCAAACACAACAUGAAUGUCAGACGUUUUGGAAUGUCCAACGGCUGCAUCAACAUGGAAAGAUGGGAUCAGCUCAACCACUUCUUCAACGAAACUGGGGCUAAAGUGACAUUCGGUCUGAAUGCUCUUCGCGGGAAGAAAUUAGAGAACAAGAACAGCACACUUUGGGUAGGUAACUGGAACAAACUAAAUGCCCAGGAGUUCAUGAAGUACACCAUCUCCAAAGGUUACAAGAUUGAUUCGUAUGAACUUGGAAAUGAGCUAUCUGCAUCUGGGGUUUUUGCAAGGGUUAAUGCUGGACAAUAUGGAAAAGACAUGAUUAUUCUUAGCAAUCUUGUCAAAAAGCUGUAUGCCAAUUUUUCCGAUCAGCCAAAAAUUAUAGGUCCUGGUGGCUUCUACGAUAAGGAAUGGUUCAAUGAAUUCCUUCGGGUUUCAGGACCAGGAAUUGUUGAUGGUUUAACCCACCAUAUCUAUAAUCUUGGUGCAGGCGAUGAUCCAAAACUUAUAAAAAGAGUUCAAGACCCCUUUUACCUGGACGAAAUAGCACAAACAUUCAAAGAUAUUUCAGAAUCAAUUAAGCGAUAUGGGCCAUGGAGUGGUGCAUGGGUUGGAGAAUCUGGGGGUGCUUACCAUAGCGGUGGCAGAAAUGUUUCUGAUACUUUUGCUGAUGGAUUUUGGUAUUUGGAUCAGCUGGGCAUGGCCUCCACUUUUGAUCAUAAAGUUUACUGCAGACAAGUUUUGAUUGGAGGAAACUAUGGUCUUCUUAAUACAACAACAUUUGCCCCUAACCCUGAUUACUAUGGCGCGCUGUUGUGGCAUCGCCUCAUGGGACCUAGAGUUCUCCAAGCCAGUCAUGAUGGAUCUCCUUAUUUGCGUUCAUACGCGCAUUGUUCCAAAGAUUCUGAAAGAGGUGACAUAACGGUGCUUCUGAUAAAUUUGUCAAACUCUACCACUUUUGUAGUGAAUACUGUGAAUGAUCUAAAUCUUUACCCAAGUGAACAUACCGAGAGCUUCCCACCAAGAGAAGAGUACCAUCUGACACCAGAAGGCGGCAACAUUCAAAGCCAAGUAGUUCUAUUGAAUGAUACACCAUUGAAGCUGACAAAGACGAUGGAGAUCCCAAAUCUAAAUCCAGCAUUGGUGUCUCCACUCGAACCUAUCAAAGUUGCACCUCAUUCUUUUGUCUUUGCAGUCCUAAGAGGUUUUGGUGCUCCUGCUUGUUCUUCGUAAGUGGUAGAACGAAACUAUAUAUUAUUAUCAAGAGCAUAGUCAGACUUUCAGCAAUUAAUUAGAGUAAUUAAGUUAUAGGUUUUGAUGAUUCUCUUUUAUAUAUAAUUAGAGAGACUUUGUGUUUUUACUUCAGUGGAUGCAAUUUUAUAAUAUUCAAAUUUGU
Daucus carota subsp. sativus is the source of this 1761-nucleotide messenger RNA. Its product is annotated as heparanase-like protein 1. The record is from RefSeq and is a predicted model, not a curated record. The transcript has 8 exons. The coding region runs from base 36 to 1598 and encodes 520 amino acids. Lineage: Eukaryota; Viridiplantae; Streptophyta; Magnoliopsida; Apiales; Apiaceae. Gene Ontology annotation, molecular function: beta-glucuronidase activity. Gene Ontology annotation, cellular component: membrane; plant-type cell wall.